Messenger RNA from Eremomyces bilateralis CBS 781.70, 1764 nucleotides. Its product is annotated as putative glucose-6-phosphate 1-epimerase. NCBI's taxonomy places the organism in Eukaryota, Fungi, Ascomycota, Dothideomycetes, Eremomycetales, Eremomycetaceae. The transcript has 4 exons. Gene Ontology annotation, molecular function: carbohydrate binding; isomerase activity. The coding region runs from base 360 to 1352 and encodes 330 amino acids. Gene Ontology annotation, biological process: carbohydrate metabolic process. The record is from RefSeq and is a predicted model, not a curated record.
CAUGUCUAAGCACUAGUAAUCUUCUCGCUUGACAGUUCGUUGACAAAGUCCAAUCCCUAUUUACUGUUGCCUACAGUAUACCGUGAAUUGUGAGUUGUACGCCUCCAGGUUCAAAGGCAGACGUCCGCAUCCCGCCACCUCCAUUCCACCCACACCGCUGCAAACAACCUACCAUACCUUGCACAAAGUGACACGACGUCGUGAAACCGUUUCAAGGCCCAUUGCAUCAGACCUUCGUAUUAGUACUCGAGAGUCAGUCAGGUAUAAGGACCAUCCUCCUUGCUCUAGACUUUCACCCAAUUUCAACCUCCAUCAACGCCUAGGAGUACCUGACUCAAGUCCAAAACCUACUAUCCAAAAUGGUUGACCGUCCCCAUAAGCCUUCGGCGAUCUCACCGAGUUCCCACGCGCCCCAGCCGACUGUUGACAUCGUUGAUAACGGCCGGGUGCGAGCGACCCUUCCAUCAGGAGAAUCGAUCGAGAUCCUCCUCCACGGCGCCACCGUGAUCUCGUGGAAGAGCAACGGCGUGGAAAACCUAUGGCUGAGCGAGAAGGCGAUCCUAGAUGGGUCCAAGCCGGUCCGUGGUGGGAUUCCGGUUGUGUUUCCUGUUUUCGGUCCUCCGCCUGCAAACCACGCCACCAGCGCCCUCCCUCAGCAUGGGUUUGCUCGCAGCUCCCGUUGGGAGUUCCUUGGGAGCUCCAAAUCCGAGUCCGAUACGCCCAAGUCGGCUGGAGAUGAUACUGUCAAGCUGGACUUUGGGCUAUACAGCAAUGGACUUGACGAGAAGUCAAAGUCGGCAUGGCCAUACGAGUUCGGGCUGGUCUACAGCGUCACUUUGUCGAAGGACUCGUUGAGGACCAUGAUCACCAUCCAGAACACCGGCGAUAAAGCGUUUGAGUUCACCACGCUGUUGCAUUCGUACUUCAAGAUCAAAGACGUCCACACCGCCCGCAUUGCCGGCCUCUCCGCCUCCCCUUAUGUCGACAAAGUCCUGAAAACCGACGCCACCCAAUCUGAGCCCUUCGUCUCCAUCCCCGGAACCACCGACCGCGUCUACUAUCCCCCGGGCGGCGCCUCCACGAUCCUCGCGAUCUGCGACGCAUCCGGCGCCUCAUCGAACCCAGCCGGCACGCCACGCUUCGAGAUCAGCCGGGACAACAUGCCGGAUGUGGUGGUGUGGAACCCAUGGAAGGAGGGCGCGGAGGCGAUGGGGGACUUUGCGCCGAAGGGGGACGACCCGAAGGGAUACCGAGGGAUGCUCUGCGUGGAGGCCGGGUCGGUCAAGGAGUGGGUGAAGUUGGAGGGUGGGGAGAGCUGGGAAGGGGGACAGGUGGUCAAGAGCUUGCUUUGAGACGAUGCAUGACAUGUAGGACACUACGAUGAGGUGGAACGAUGAUGGCAUCAUGAACAAGGCUCUGACAGAGGCGGAUUGAGCGGCUGGGGAUUUAGCCGCACUAUGGAAGGUGUUCAGACGGCAAAGGGUGAUCUGGAAACGACCGUAAGCCUAACUGGCCCAAGUACAUCCUCAAAUGAACUCCUUCCCCGCCAUUGCGAUGCAGUCAAGGCUCUUGCUUCGCCGGCACUUGAACUUUUCUUAUCCGUGACCCUGUUCCAUCAGCACAGGCUGUGGCUCGCCCAAUUGUACAUGCCGCAAUCAAACGGCUUUCGGUAGUCCGAAAUCGUAAGAAAGUCGCCAAUAUUGGUACGAACGGUCCGUGGUCUCGAUCCGGUCUCAAAUCGACCAGGUACACUCCCUCCAGCAC